CUGAGGUGCGACUGGGACUGCCGCUGCCGCCUAGCGGGUUUAGCUAAGCAGCAGCGGCUGAGGCGGCGUCCCUGGCGCCGGGAGAGCGAUGCCUUGAACAGGAAACUAUGUGAAGCAAAACUUUCUGAAUCCUGAAAGACACCAUUUCACCAUGGGACAGCAAAUUUCGGAUCAGACGCAGUUGGUUAUUAACAAGUUACCAGAAAAAGUAGCAAAACACGUCACCUUGGUUCGAGAAAGUGGCUCUUUAACUUAUGAAGAAUUUCUUGGGAGAGUAGCUGAACUCAAUGAUGUAACUGCUAAGGUAGCUGCUGGCCAGGAAAAACAUCUUCUCUUUGAGGUACAACCUGGAUCUGAUUCCUCUGCCUUUUGGAAAGUGGUUGUACGCGUGGUCUGUACCAAGAUUAACAAAAGCAGUGGUAUUGUGGAAGCAUCUCGGAUCAUGAAUUUAUACCAGUUUAUUCAGCUUUAUAAAGACAUCACAAGUCAAGCUGCUGGAGUGUUGGCUCAGAGCUCCACCUGUGAAGAGCCGGAUGGGAACCCAUCCUCUGUAACAUCUUGUCAGGCUAGUCUGUGGAUGGGCAGGGUGAAGCAGCUGACAGAUGAGGAGGAGUGUUGUAUCUGCAUGGACGGCCGAGCUGACCUCAUCCUGCCCUGUGCUCACAGCUUCUGUCAGAAGUGUAUUGAUAAAUGGAGUGAUCGGCACAGGAACUGCCCCAUUUGUCGCCUACAGAUGACUGGAGCAAAUGAAUCGUGGGUAGUGUCAGAUGCACCGACCGAAGAUGACAUGGCUAACUAUAUUCUUAAUAUGGCUGAUGAGGCAGGCCAGCCCCACAGGCCGUGACUAGGGGAAGACUUGUUAUUGUGAGCUACAGACACACUGUGGUCAUAGAGGGGGAGUAGAGGGAUUGUGGCACACAGGAAGAUCAGUUUCCCCACCCUCUUAUUUUGCUACUCUGAUAAUAGUCCCAUUUGUAAAUAAACUCUCAUGUCUUCCAUGUAGGGUGGGCUACACUUUGCUACUGAUUGGCCAUAGUCCCCACUGCCCACCUGUUCUGUAUUGCUCUUGAUCCCUUUGCUACAGAUAGCAGAAAUACUUGAUAUUACUACUUUUCAGGGAGGGGGUGUUUUUAGCUAGGUUUAAAAUUUAAGGUGUUGAAAGUUGUAACCAUCUGAGAUAAACGACCGAAACUAAUGUCUCA
Molecule: messenger RNA, 1202 nt
Organism: Phodopus roborovskii (desert hamster)
Lineage: Eukaryota; Metazoa; Chordata; Mammalia; Rodentia; Cricetidae
Gene: Rnf141
Product: ring finger protein 141
Exons: 6
Coding region: 152-844 (230 amino acids)
Biological process (GO): protein autoubiquitination
Molecular function (GO): ubiquitin-protein transferase activity
Source: RefSeq, a predicted model, not a curated record